AUGCGAGCGGCCAGGCGAGCGGCCAAUCGAGAGGCAGUGCGAGCGGCAAGACUAGCGGCCAGGCGAGCCGGCACUGAGAGCCGGCGCUCAGAGCCGGCGCUCAGAGCUAGCGCUCAGAGCUGGUGCUCAGUGCCGGCGCUCGGAGCCGGCGCUCACAGCCGGCGCUCAGAGCCGGCGCUCACAGCCGGCGCUCAGAGCCGGCGCUCAAAGCGUCGCUCAAAGACGAGCGGUCAAUCCAGCGGCCAGGCGAGCGGCCAGGAGAGUGGCAAGGCGAGCGGCCAGGCGAGCGGCCAGGCGAGUGGCAUGGCGAGCGGGCAGGCGAGCGGUCAGGCGAGCGGACAGGCGAGCGGCCAGGCGAGCGGACAGGCGAGCGGCAAGGCCAGUGACCGGGCAGGCCGGCGCACAAAGCCGGCGUUCAGGCCGACGCACAAAGCCGGCGUUCAGGGUCAGCGCUCAGAGCCGGCGCUCAGAGCCUGCGCUCAGAGCCUCCGCUCAAAUCCAGUGCUCAAAGCCGGCGCUCAAAGCUUAACGGCCAGCGGAGCGGCAAUGCGAGCGGCCAGACGAGCCGCCAGGCGAGCGGCCAGGCGAGCGGCCAGACGAGCGGCCAGGCGAGCGGUAAGGCGAGCGGCCAGGCAAGCGGCCAGACAAGCGGCCAGGCGAGCGGCGAGGCGAGCAGCCAGUCAUGCGGCCAGGCGAGCGGCCAGGCAAGCAGCCAGGCGAGCAGCAAUGCGUGCGGCCAGGCGAGCGGCAAGGCGAGCCGGCGCUCAGAGCCAGCGGUUAGAGCCUGCGCUCGGAGCCUGCGCUCACAGCCGGCGCUCCCAGCCGGCAUCUCAGAGCCGGCGCUCGGAGCCGGCGCUCAGAGCCAACCGGCCAGGAGAGCGGCCAUGCAAGCGGCCAGGCGCGUGGCCAGGCGAGUUUGCACUCAAAACUGGCGCUCAAAGCCGGCGCUCAAAGCCGAGCGGCCAGCCGAGCGGCCAGGCGAGCGCCUAG
Sycon ciliatum is the source of this 990-nucleotide messenger RNA. RefSeq names its product transcriptional regulatory protein AlgP-like. Lineage: Eukaryota; Metazoa; Porifera; Calcarea; Leucosolenida; Sycettidae. The transcript has a single exon. The record is from RefSeq and is a predicted model, not a curated record. Bases 1 to 990 code for a protein of 329 amino acids.